Myxozyma melibiosi is the source of this 2188-nucleotide messenger RNA. RefSeq lists its product as uncharacterized. Gene Ontology annotation, molecular function: transcription cis-regulatory region binding; DNA-binding transcription activator activity, RNA polymerase II-specific. Bases 221 to 2044 code for a protein of 607 amino acids. NCBI's taxonomy places the organism in Eukaryota, Fungi, Ascomycota, Lipomycetes, Lipomycetales, Lipomycetaceae. Gene Ontology annotation, biological process: regulation of DNA-templated transcription. Gene Ontology annotation, cellular component: nucleus; RNA polymerase II transcription regulator complex. The transcript has 3 exons. The record is from RefSeq and is a predicted model, not a curated record.
CCUCCUUCUGGCCCCUCCUCCAGCUAAGCUGCUCUGCUUCGCUGCUCUCCUCUCCUCCUUCUUUCUUCCUCAUCUUCCUCCUCCUGCUCUUUUACUUCCUGUUGUCGUCUUCUUUCCACUUCACCGUCCUCGCCGCCGAGCAGACCGCGUCCUGAACCUCCAUCCUCUCUUUUCCACGCCAGUCUAGACCCAGUCUCUAGAUCCGCUUCCGCCACCAGCCAUGCCCUCUACCCCCAUCGCCAUCCAGCCGGCGGCAAAUAUCGCCCCGCAGCCUUACAUCGCUCCCGCGCCUGCUCCGGCUAUUGCUCCCCGCAUCAAACCGGAAAGUCCAGAGGACUCCGCCGGCGUUUCCUGCAUCCGUCCGUCGAAAGAAUGGGUUCUUCCUCCCCGACCAAAGCCCGGCAGGAAACCUUCAACAGAGACUCCCCCUACCAAACGCAAGGCUCAAAACCGGGCUGCCCAGCGAGCAUUCCGUGAACGGCGGGCGGCGCGUGUUGUCGAACUAGAGGAGCGUCUGCACGACCUCGAGCAAGAAAAAGAAGACAAAGAACAGAACCUGACAAAUACCCUUCUUCGCAUCGCGGCCGAGAACCAGCAACUCAAGUCCGUCACCGACGAAUUAAAGCAGCAGGUCGAGCUGUUCAAGCAGUUCCAGGCCCAGCAGGCUGCCGCUGCCGCUGCUGGGAUGCAAGGCGCUCCUAUGGCUAUGGCUCAGCAGCCCGCUCAUAACCUCGUGUCUCCAGCUCCAUCACCUGGUAACGAGCAAAAUUACAGCCAAGACAUGCUCGACCGUGCGCUCGAAGAACGGCUGCCUGUCGACCCUGCUGCUACCGCUUCCCCUGCUUCUACAACCGGCACAACUAUCUCGUCUCCUUCAUCACAACAAUACCAGUACACGUCCCCAUCCGCUACGCAAGGCUUGUACGGCCAGUCCGUGCCCUUACGGCGAGCCUCGAAGCAAAAAUACUCUUCCCCUAAAGGCUCCUCCCCACCCGCCUACGCCAACCAUCGCUCGUCGAUAUCGAUCGCCCAUGGCUCGAACCAUCCCUCUCCCCUGCACACAUCCGAGGAAUCUCCCAAGUCUGACUCGUGCGGUCUUUGCCAGUCUGAUGGUAACUGCAUGUGCUCCGACAUUGGCAUCAAGCCCGCCACCGACAUCUUCCCCAAGCGCGCUCACACCUCUGCUGCUCCGUCUCCUGCCGCUCCUGCUCCCGCCCCUGAACACCCUAAUAAGAGGAUACGGCGAGAUGACGAGGAUGAUACGGAAAUGGACUUUACGCACGCCUUUACUACCGCGAAAAUCAACCGUCGUCCACAGCAGGCUCAGAAUGUAUACAACCAACCACCUGAGCAGCACCAGCACCGACACAACAGCGACUAUAGCGUUUCUGACAAUUACUUUUCGUCCUCUGACCGAUCGUCGAAAUCCGGGCCCCGGAAGAUUGACCCCUGCGGAUUCUGCUCGUCCGGUACGCCUUGUCUGUGUGCCGAGGCUGCCGAUGCCGAAGCUCGCGAGAUGGAAGAUCGAAACCAAAGCCAAAACCAGGGCCAGAUGAUGAACGGCAUGACAGACGACGACAUGAACACCACCCUCCCUCCACUCCGCAACGACCCGCACUCCGAGCUCAUUCGACAGACGUCAAAGCACAAGCUCGUGACUUUACACCCCGAGCCUAUCUCCGACAUGACCGGCACGAACGGCGCAGUCGCGCAGCAGUUUGCGCCCGGAACAUGCGAGAGUUGUCAGCGGGACCCGAUGCAGACGCUGUUCUGUACCUCGCUAGCCUCGAAAUCCGGCAGCGAAGGCGGCGGCUGCGGGAACUGCAACCAGCCCGGUGGCUGCUGCGGAGGGAAGAAGGCGAGUGUGCAGGACUCGGCGUUCAUUCCUUGCUCGGCUGCGUACCAGACGCUGUCGAGGCACAAGGGGUUCAAAGCCGUUGAGCUGCCGUCGCUGGUGGGAAAGCUGAGCACGAAAGGUGGACAGGUUGAGGUUGCGAGUGUCGCGUCUGUCUUGCGGGAGUUGGACAGACGGUUGUAUAAUUAGUCGGAUGUAAUCAGUGUUUGGUGUUUUUGGGUGUUUAGUGCUUGUGUUUAUGUAUUGGCUUAAAAAAAGGUCUGUUCUUGUAUGUAUUCCUAUCUAGUAAGUAGAUUAAUAGUAUCAAAAUAUCAUUUCAGAGUAGAACUGGUC